UGGAAACCAAUAAUGUGUAAAACGUAUAAAAACACGAAUAAAUAUACACAGAUUGUUGAGAGGACCGCAGAAUUGGGAUAAGUAACAGUUACGUUGCAGCUACAAUGGAUACCGGCCAUCAGCAGGAUUCCAAGAGUGAAUUGCAGAAAUCAACAGAAAGACCAAAUGUUUGUCCAUAUUCUUUUACAACAACUUCUGAGAGUAACUCUUCUGCCAAGACUUCAGUUGAAUAUGACAUUAACGCAACUUUGGAUAUCAAGGAAGAAAUUAUCCAGGAUGAGCAGGAUUCCAAGAUUGAAUUGCAGAAUUCAACAGGAAUACCAAAUGGUUGCCCAUAUUCUUCUACAACAACUUCUGGCAGUAACUCUUCUGCCAACACUUUAAUUAAAUAUGAGAUUGACAAAACUUUGGAUAUCAAGGAAGAAAUCAUCCAGGUUCCAGAGAAAAUUAUAGUCCAGGAGCAGCAUAAAACAUACGAGUUUAUAUCGUGUAGCGUACAUAUAAAAGAGGAAGAUAUGUUGGACGUAGAUCGCGUGCAUCACAAGACAAGUUCAGAGAAGUCGGUAGUAGCACGCAAAGUGAAAAAACAAAUUAUAUGUGACUAUUGCGCACAUGAAUCGAGUAAAAAAAGAAAUUUGAUACGUCACAUUACUUUAUGCCACUUACUGGCAUCGGAAUUUAGGCACAAAUGCGACAAAUGUGCACGAAGUUAUAAAUGGCCACAAGGUUUAAGUCAACACAAACGUUUAACACAUUCGGAUACGAGUACAAAAUUUAUAUGUGACUAUUGCGAACGUAAGUGGAGUAGAAAAAUUAAUUUGGCACGACACAUUACUUCACGCCACUUACAGGCAUUGAAUUCUAGGCACAAAUGCCACAAAUGCGAGCGAAGUUAUAAAUGGCCACAAGGUUUAACUUCACACAAACGUUUAGUACAUUCGGAUGCGGGUAAAAAAUUUAUAUGUGACUAUUGCGAACAUAAGUGGAGUAGCAAAAUUAAUUUGUCACGGCACAUUACUUCACGCCACUUACAGGCAUCGGAUUCUAGGCUUAAAUGCGACAAAUGCGAGCGAAGUUACAAUUGGCCACAAAGUUUAACUCGACACAGACUUGCAUAUCAUGCAGCAGUACAAUAACUAUUUAUUGUAUGUGACUGUUGCGAAUAUAAAUCGAAUAGCAAAAGGAAUUUGGCACGACAUAUUACUUGAUAUCACUUACAGGUUAAAUUAGCAAACGUUUCGGCCAUGUUUAGGGGCCCUUCUUAGUGCAAGAUAUUUAAUGAAAAAUAGUUUUUUUUUUUUUUAAACACAUAA
This is a messenger RNA of Belonocnema kinseyi, 1313 nucleotides long. RefSeq names its product zinc finger Y-chromosomal protein-like. The transcript has 4 exons. The coding region runs from base 105 to 1136 and encodes 343 amino acids. The record is from RefSeq and is a predicted model, not a curated record. NCBI's taxonomy places the organism in Eukaryota, Metazoa, Arthropoda, Insecta, Hymenoptera, Cynipidae.